CCGGUUUCCUUUUGCAUUCUGGGAGCUGAGGAAACGAUCUUAAAUCGUUCUUUGGCGGGGGAGUUGGAAUUUAUAUUGUUAUAUCUUUUUUAAGGAGGAUUUCAAGAAGUGAUAACUUUUUCAUUUUUAUACUCAUUUGUUGUAGUUUCUUUGUUUGCGCAAGGGCCGUUUAGGGUUAGUGUUGCUGCAGACAUGUCUAUUGGUGUGCCAAUAAAAGUUCUUCAUGAAGCCGAGGGCCAUGUUGUCACUUGUGAAACCAACACAGGAGAGGUUUACAGAGGGAAACUUAUUGAAGCAGAAGACAACAUGAAUUGUCAGAUGUCCAAUAUUACAGUGACUUACAGAGAUGGUCGUGUAGCACAGCUGGAACAAGUUUAUAUCAGAGGCAGCAAAAUAAGGUUCCUGAUAUUGCCAGACAUGUUAAAGAAUGCACCUAUGUUAAAAAGUAUGAAAAACAAAAACCAGGGCUCUGGGGCUGGCAGAGGGAAAGCUGCAAUUCUCAAAGCACAAGUGGCUGCCAGAGGCCGGGGUCGUGGUGGUGGACGUGGGAACAUUUUUCAGAAACGGCGAUAAGAUUUAGUACCCAAAGUCUGCAAAUAUUUGAAGACUGUUUCUUUAGUUUGAAUGGUUCACUUGAAAAGUUGUAUUUUGUUUUUUUAUGUCUCUUAAUAAAAUGUUAAAACUA
This is a messenger RNA of Protopterus annectens (West African lungfish), 685 nucleotides long. RefSeq names its product small nuclear ribonucleoprotein D3 polypeptide (gene SNRPD3). The record is from RefSeq and is a predicted model, not a curated record. Gene Ontology annotation, cellular component: spliceosomal tri-snRNP complex; commitment complex; precatalytic spliceosome. Gene Ontology annotation, molecular function: RNA binding. NCBI's taxonomy places the organism in Eukaryota, Metazoa, Chordata, Ceratodontiformes, Protopteridae. Gene Ontology annotation, biological process: RNA processing; spliceosomal snRNP assembly. The coding region runs from base 193 to 573 and encodes 126 amino acids. The transcript is spliced from 4 exons.